AUAAAUGCAUUACUAUAUAUUGUAUAAUUUUAUGUGUUCUCAUAAUUUAGUAAAUUAAAGCAUGUAUCCUUUGGGUUCAGAAUUGGAAUUUUAAACCAAGAGCUAGCCUUGGACAUGUAUAUAUGGGCGUCUGAAUUCUUAAAGCUUUUAAUAGUAAAAACUCCAUUUGGUUUAGUGGUGGUGACAGUCUUGAGCCACUUUUAUUAGAAAGUAAAAAUGUUGAAGACAUGAUCACGCAUAUUUACAUUUUGUUUGGAAACUCCAUUUCCACAAGGACUGGUUCUUCUGAUCAAAAGCUGGGUUUCAAAACAGUCCACUUUUGGGUGAGAAUUCGAGGAACCUCACGGGGUGCACGUGUGUGCAGCAACCUGCAAAGCUAUUAUGUACCAAGAGAUUGUCGCUACAAGUUACAACUCAUCAUGCUAAACAAACGACGUCGUGUGUUAGUGACUCGAAUCUUCAAAUAAAUCGUAAUCAUGAAAUCACAAAAGUAAGACUUGGCAUCCCAGAAUACUAUUAAAAGAAAGGCAGCAAAUAAAUCAAUAAAAAAAAAAAGGUUGGGACGAUCAAAUGAAAACCGUUGGAUCAUCAAAGAAGAAUUAUAACUGGAUCACGAGAAGAAUAUACAAUUUUUAUUAAAAGAAAAAAGAGCAAAAAUUUAAAAUAAAGCAAGAAAAUUCAUAGCUUUGAGAAAGAAAAAAAAGAAAUUCAUACUUGCAAAAGGAAAGGGGAACGAACGAGAGAAUAUAACCCAGAAAAUAAUAAAAAAAAAAUUUCAUCAAGUCAACAAAGAACAACGAACGAAAACAAAACAGGUCGGAACAAGUUUGAAUGUUAUCAUCAUCAUCAUCGUUGUAAUCGCUUUUUCUCUUUCUCAUCUGGGUAUUUCCUCUGUUGACCUUCAUCGCUUCUUUCUAAAUUCAUUUGUCUCUGUUUGUUUGUUUGUGGGGGAAUGUGUAGCUUCCCUCUUGUACACAGAAUCGGAUUCGCCGAAAGUUUGAAUUUUUAUUUGAAUUUCGUAUAAAAGGUCGUGACUUUUGAUUCUGUUUAUAAAGUUGUAGGCUUGAUCUAGUUUUUGAGUUCUGAUGGAUUUGGUUCUUAUAGGUCUUGUUGUUAUGUGGGAUGAUUAGAGAAUCUGAGUUAUAAAAAGCUAUGUGGAAACAGAUUCUGAGUAAGCUUCCCAAAAAGUCUUCAAAGAACGAUCAUCACCAUCAUCAUCGUGGACGUGAACACGGUGCUGGUCAUUCCUCUUCAUCCUCUCAUGCUUCCACUUCCAAAAGCAGUGACAAUGGCCAUGGAAAGUCAGCCAACUCUCACACCAAGAACGCUCCUUCAGGCGGGAGAUCCGCUGGAAACACCAACACUAACAACAAUGGAGGAGUCUUCAUUCCUUAUGAAGCAUUACCGAGUUUCAAAGACGUACCCAACACCGAGAAGCAAAACCUCUUCAUAAAGAAGCUGAACUUAUGCCGUGUAGUGUUUGAUUUCACAGACCCUACAAAGAACAUCAAGGAGAAAGAUAUCAAGAGGCAGACAUUGCUUGAGCUUGUGGACUACGUGAACUCCGCUAACGGCAAGUUCAGCGAGGUGAGUAUUCAAGAAGUGGUACGCAUGGUCUCUGCCAACAUAUUCAGAACGCUAAACCCUCAGCCACGUGAGAAUAAAGUCAUAGACGCCUUAGACUUAGAGGAGGAAGAGCCUUCCAUGGAUCUCGCCUGGCCUCACUUGCAGCUUGUCUACGAGCUUUUCUUGAGGUUUGUUGCUUCACCUGACACUGACACCAAGCUGGCUAAAAGAUACGUAGACCAAUCCUUCGUCCUGCGGUUACUAGACUUGUUCGACUCAGAGGAUCCUAGAGAGAGAGACUGUCUCAAAACCAUCCUCCACCGGAUCUACGGUAAGUUCAUGGUGCACCGUCCUUUCAUCAGAAAGUCCAUAAACAACAUCUUCUACCGGUUUGUAUUCGAGACAGAGAAACACAACGGGAUCGCUGAGUUUCUCGAGAUCUUGGGGAGUAUCAUCAACGGGUUUGCUCUUCCUUUGAAAGACGAGCACAAAGUGUUUCUCGUCCGGGUUCUGAUACCUCUCCACAAACCGAAGUGCUUGCAGAUGUAUCAUCAGCAGCUGUCGUAUUGUAUCACGCAGUUUGUGGAGAAGGAUUGCAAACUUGCUGAUACGGUUAUUAGAGGGUUGCUGAAGUACUGGCCAGUGACGAACAGUUCCAAGGAAGUCAUGUUUCUCAAUGAGUUGGAGGAAGUGCUUGAAGCAACGCAGCCACCAGAGUUCCAACGGUGUAUGGUGCCACUGUUUCGCCAGAUUGCUCGAUGCUUGAACAGUCUGCAUUUUCAGGUUGCAGAGAGAGCUUUAUUCUUAUGGAACAACAAUCACAUAGAGAAUCUGAUAAUGCAGAGCCGCAAAGUCAUUCUACCAAUUAUAUUCCCUGCGCUGGAGAGAAACGCGCAGAAGCAUUGGAACCAAGCUGUUCAUAGCUUGACACUAAACGUCCGGAAGAUAUUUAGCGACCUUGACCCUGAGUUGUUCAAGGAAUGCCUUGCUAAGUUCAAAGAAGAUGAAUCAAAGGAAGGUGAAACCAAAGCGAAACGCGAAGCCACUUGGAGACGUCUGGAAGAAGUUGGGAUGCGAAAGGCUUCAUGAGGUUAGAAGAGCUGUAAAGAAGAAAAAAAUGAGAGAGAGCUUUUCGUGUCUUAUCCACUGGAGUGUGGUAUGUUCUUCAGAUACUUCUGAUAUCAAAUUCAGGAGAAGCAUUGAAGAAAAGUGGCCUCUUCUUGAAAGUCAAUAUGUAAGAUUGUUCCCGUUUUGAUUUCUUCUUUGAAGCUUGUUAAUGUUUUUUUUCUUCUUCAUUUGCUAUAUUUGUCACAUCUCUGUUACUCUUUUCCUGAGACUGUCUCUGAUUCAUUUUAACUUCUCCUUCUGAUGAUAUCUGCAAAAUUGCAGCGUUAGGAGUUUGCCACAAGAAUCAGCUUGUUGUUUGUAUUAAAUACUUUUUCCCUUUCACUUGUAUAUUUUUUUUAUUUAAAAA
Molecule: messenger RNA, 3040 nt
Organism: Brassica rapa (field mustard)
Lineage: Eukaryota; Viridiplantae; Streptophyta; Magnoliopsida; Brassicales; Brassicaceae
Product: serine/threonine protein phosphatase 2A 59 kDa regulatory subunit B' eta isoform
Biological process (GO): signal transduction
Cellular component (GO): protein phosphatase type 2A complex
Molecular function (GO): protein phosphatase regulator activity
Source: RefSeq, a predicted model, not a curated record